This is a messenger RNA of Plasmodium gaboni, 633 nucleotides long. RefSeq names its product GDP-L-fucose synthase. Gene Ontology annotation, molecular function: GDP-L-fucose synthase activity. The record is from RefSeq and is a predicted model, not a curated record. The annotation marks the transcript as partial. The transcript has 2 exons. NCBI's taxonomy places the organism in Eukaryota, Apicomplexa, Aconoidasida, Haemosporida, Plasmodiidae.
AUGACAAGAAUUUGUCUUGUAACUGGUGGAACAGGUUUGUUAGGAAGUAGUUUACGUGAAGUAAUAAAAAAUGAAAAUAAGAAUAUUAUAGAAAAAGGAAAUGAAAUAAUUGUCAAGUCAAAUGAAAAUAAAAACAUUAUUACAAAAUAUAUUUUCUUAAGUUCGGAAAUGUGUAAUUUGAAAGAUUAUGAUAAAAGUAAACUUGUUUUUGAAAAAUAUAAUUUUACUGACAUAAUACAUUUCGCAGCACAUGUAGGAGGUUUAUAUGCAAACAAAAAUAACAACUUAGAUUUUCUCAUUAACAAUUUAGAAAUUAGUAUGAAUGUAAUUAAACUCUGCCACGAAUAUUCAAUUAGUAGAGGUAUUUUUACACUAUCUACUUGUAUUUUCCCUGAAAAUUGUUCUCUACCAUUAACUGAAGAAAAAAUUCAUGAUGGUAAAUGUCACCAAAGUAACGAAGGAUAUAGUAUAUCAAAAAGAGUAUUAGAAGUUUUGGUUAGAUUUUACAGAGAAAAAUAUAACUAUGAAUGGAUAUGUAUAAUACCUACAAAUAUAUACGGAAAAUAUGAUAAUUUUAAUUUAGAAAAUGCGCAUGUUAUACCAUCAAUCAUACAUAAAAUGUAUCUAGCUAAA